CAUUCCAAGUGUACCCAAAAAGGCAAAAACAAAACAGAGAAAAAGAGAUUGUCUAUCAGUUCCAUUAUCAAACUCUUCACUGCUCUCUCUUUCUCUCUCCGUGCUGCUGUGUUCAGCCAUGGAGGGAGUAGUAGUACAAAACCAAAUUCAACCACCACCACAACAACAACAACAACAACAACAAGGUCAACAACAAAACCAAAACCAAAACCAACAGCAACAGCAACAACAAGUGGAGAGGCUGAACCAAGCGGUGCAGCAGCAACUGAACCUGGACGCGGUGAAGACUCGAGCCGUCAGUCUCUACAAAGCCAUCGCUCGCAUCCUCGAUGACUUCGACGCCUACGCUCGCACCAACACCACUCCCAAAUGGCAAGAUAUUUUAGGGCAAUAUUCUAUGGUGAACCUUGAGCUUUUCAACAUUGUUGAUGACAUUAAGAAGGUUUCAAAGGCUUUUGUAGUACAUCCAAAGAAUGUAAAUGCAGAGAAUUCUACAAUACUACCAGUUAUGCUGUCUUCAAAACUGUUGCCUGAGAUGGAAGUGGAGGACAACUCCAAGAGGGAGCAGUUGCUUCUUGGGAUGCAAAACUUGCCAUUAUCUUCACAAAUUGAGAAGUUAAAGGCUAGAAUUGAUAUGAUUGGAGCAGCUUGUGAAAGUGCAGAAAAAAUGAUAGCUGACAUGCGUAAAGCCUAUAUGUUUGGAACCCGUCAAGGGCUGACAAUUGCCCCAACUUUGGAUAAGGGUCAGGCUGCAAAAAUUCAAGAACAAGAGAAUUUACUUCGAGCUGCUGUAAAUUAUGGCGAAGGAUUACGAAUACCAGGAGACCAGAGGCAGAUCACACCUGCACUUCCAUCGCAUUUGGUGGAUGUGAUCACUGUAGGUGAUGGAGUGCAAAGUUUUGCUGAUGCAUCUGGAAUGUAUUCAAAGAAUACCCCUGUGUCAUCAAAUAACAUCAGUGGACAGGGCACUUUGUUGCAGGCUUCUGCACCACAACUUAUUGGAAGAUCAGCUGCAUCUCCUAGUGCCACAACUGCUACUUCCUUUGAUAACACAACAACAUCUCCACUACAAUAUGCCAAUUCUCCUAGGUCAGGUACAAACAUGAUGAACACACCAUCUCCUCAGCAACAUACCCCUCAGCAGCUGCAGCAGCAACAACAACAGCAGCAGCAGCAGCAGCCAAGGCAGAAACUGAUGCAACUACCUCAGCAUCAGCAGCAGCAGCUCCUUGCACAGCAACAGCAACAGUUCAGGCAAUCUGCAAUGCAAGGACUGGGACAGAACCAGCUGCCUCAGCUGCAUGAUUUGCAGGGCCAGGCUCAGCAGAAGUUUCAGUCGUUACAUGGUCAACAUCAGAUGCAAUUUUCUCAGUCGAUGGGGCACCAGCAAUUUCAGGGUCGACAAUUGCCCUCAGGACAUGUUCAGCAUGGCAUUGGUCAAAGUCAACUCAACCAGGGAAAUCAGAUGAAUCGCCAUUUAAGCCAGUUUUCUAGUGCUGCUAAUAGUGCAUUAUUUAAUGCAGCUCAGGCGACAUCGAAUGCCCAAAUGAUUCCAAACAUGUCAGCCACGAUGCCAUCACAAUCACUUCUACCACGAAUGCAGUUUGGAUUAUCUGGUAGCAACCCCCAACGAAGUCAUGCUUCACAAAUUUUGGGUGAUCAGAUGUUCAAUAUGGGAGCAGCAAAUCCCAGUGGCAUGAUGCCUAUACAGCAACAGCAGCAACAACAGCAACAUGGUUCACAAAGUGCAUUCGGAAACAUGCCAGCAAAUGCUCAGAAUCUACAACCUGGUAUGGUAGGACUUCAGAACACGUCACAGAAUCUUCCCAAUUAUGCGCAACAGAGACAGCAAAAUCCACAGUGAUACAAUAAUGCCAUCUAAUUCUAAAUUACCAAAAACUCACCUGAUUCUAAUAUAUUAUUGCUUAUGAAUUUAUUUCCAAACCAUUUUUUGUAGAUAACAAUGCUGUUUGUACUGGAAAUUGAAUAUGUUGGGUAAUAUCUCAACUGUUUUGGUUGGACUUUGGUGUAGGUACAGAUUGGGUUGUCAUUUUCAUCUUUUUGCGUGAAAACUUGUACAUAUUGUCCAGUUUUUACUUUAUAGUUUAAAAAUAUUCUUUUCAAUGGCAUUGGAAAAAGUUUCCAUUUA
This is a messenger RNA of Quercus robur (English oak), 2149 nucleotides long. Its product is annotated as mediator of RNA polymerase II transcription subunit 8. The coding region runs from base 119 to 1864 and encodes 581 amino acids. The record is from RefSeq and is a predicted model, not a curated record. The transcript is spliced from 12 exons. Lineage: Eukaryota; Viridiplantae; Streptophyta; Magnoliopsida; Fagales; Fagaceae. Gene Ontology annotation, cellular component: mediator complex.